Messenger RNA from Saccoglossus kowalevskii, 1384 nucleotides. Its product is annotated as protein salvador homolog 1-like. The record is from RefSeq and is a predicted model, not a curated record. Gene Ontology annotation, biological process: positive regulation of apoptotic process; hippo signaling; negative regulation of cell population proliferation. Gene Ontology annotation, cellular component: cytosol. Gene Ontology annotation, molecular function: molecular adaptor activity; protein binding. NCBI's taxonomy places the organism in Eukaryota, Metazoa, Hemichordata, Enteropneusta, Harrimaniidae.
AUGGUAGAUAACUGUGGUUCACUAUUCCUAGACUGGUAUAUACUUCUGGGGGCGUAUAAUAGGUGUUCGGAUAGAUCGCUCGUACUCUUGAUGUCGCUGGCGUCGCGUAACAUGGGCUAAGGACGAACGAUUAUUUUGGUAAACGCGAUUUUUUUCUCAAUUUGUUGAACUGGUUCAGUGACCGCCUGUAUCGUAUAUCCGAAAUAACGGUGAAGUACACAUUAUGUACGUGUGCGUAUGCUAGCGAAUAAUCCAAAAUUCAAUCUCGUGCAACAUGCUGUCCAGAAAAAAAGAACCGAAGGCCAAUAUCACCGAGGGUAUGGCAGGACGAUACACUAAAAAAGAAACUUCACCGUGGUUGAAAGAUUACAUGUCACCAGUGAUUCGUCAUGGUCGAACAUUCCAGCGUCGAUCUUGUUCUAGUUCAAACGAUUCAUCAACUCCAGGAACACCAGCUUUUUCAAGAACACCAGCUUUUUCAAGUAGAGCAAAUUCAGAUAUGUCAAUGCCAGAUAUUUUGACAUCAUCACAGUCUUCAGUUAACCGAGGCGCUAUGUCCGAGUGUGGAUACUCCAAGGGAGCAGACAGCAGAAGUGUCAGUACAUACAGUCUUUUUCCACAAAAUCCUGUUUCAGAUGCAUCCAGUAGUCAUUAUGAUGAUAAAUACUUACAACAACAACAACAGCCACCAUCACAGUAUGAGUCAGGACUAGACCUUACUGCUGCUACCUCAGUAGAAUCAUUAGGCAAUGUAUCACAGCCAGAAGAUCUACCGUUACCACCAGGAUGGACAGCAGCUAGAACAUUGAAUAGAAAGUUUUACAUAGAUCACAAUACUAAGACUACCCACUGGAAUCAUCCAUUGGAAAGGGAAGGUCUGCCACCAGGCUGGGAAAAAGUGGAAUCUCCUGAACAUGGUGUAUAUUAUGUCAAUCAUAUAGCUAAAAAAGCACAGUACAGACAUCCCAAUGCACCAUCAGUGGCAAGAUAUAAUCCUACAUUAAACAUAAACCUACCACUGCCAUUACCGCCACCACCAUUACCAAUGUAUCAGCAACCUUCGAACAGUGGGGAACAUCAUCAAAGAUCAGAAGUAAUGGUGCCACCCAAUCCACAUCUAUAUACCGAAAUCCCACACUGGUUGAAGGUAUAUGCUAAAGCUCCCUUUGAACAUGACCAUAAACUGAAGUGGGAAUUGUUCAAACUGCCCGAGUUGGAUUUCUUUCAAAGUAUGCUAACAAGACUUUACAAAGAGGAAGCGGAAUCAGUUGUUAAUGACUAUGAAAAUUACAGACUUGCUUUAAUUAAUGAGAAUAGACUGAGACAAAAACAACUGCAGGAAAAAGCUCUUGAUGCGGAAGACAACAUAGAAAUCAAGGUUUAA